GUUAUAAACUUAAAAUUUGAAAAAAUUAUAGAAGAGAGUCUUGAUAUGUCACUUCUCGAACCAAUGGAUCUAGCUCGUAAUUUAGCUGACAGCAAUAUUAUUUCAAAUUUUGAACAUGUUUCACUACCCAAAUCAUCAAAUGAUGAUGAAAAAAUGAAAUAUUUACUUUGUCAACGCUUCCUACCAAAUGCUAUUAAGCACUGUACAAAAGAACAACUUGAAAUUCGUUUUGUGACACUAUGCCAAGAAUAUUUAACUGACUGUCAACCAUAUCUUAACUUUUUAAUUCCAAAUCAAGAAGCAGAAUCAGCAUUGAGAGCAAUAGCUGAUACUUAUAGUUCAUCAGUUGGAUUAACUUAUUAUCACUGGGGAGUUAAUGGCAUACCAUAUUAUCCAAUCAAUGAAGAAGGAACUGUUUCUAAUGGAGCUCAUGGAAUGGUAUUAAUUAUAUUUGUUGAUUACGGUUCUUGGGGUGGAGGAUAUUCAAAUAAUUUUGAUGUACGAGAUUACUGGAGGAUGAAUAGCAAAGCAGGAGGUAAUUGGUAUGAAGGAUUAUAUGGUUAUGGAACGGGUUGGAAUGUACCAAUAAUGCAAAAUUUUGGUGCUGAAGGUGGUGGUGGGACACAGAUUCAUAUUCCAAUAAAAGAAGAAGAUUUUGGCAAACCAUUACGUGCUACUAAUGGUUACUUUGUAGGACCAUAUGCAGGAGUUGCAGACAGUACAGCUGUUGAUUGGUUGAAUGGUCGAGUAACAAAACAAAAUGGUUUUGCGUCACCUUACACAGGUGUAAACGUAUAUAGCGGUAGUAGCGUAGGCUUUCCAAGCAUUAAUUCUGUGGUAAAAAAUUUAGCUAGAAAAACUAAGAUUCAUAAUUUGGCACAAAUUUUGGCUCAAGUCAAUACUUCUGCUCAUCAUGCCUUAAAUUAA
This is a messenger RNA of Thelazia callipaeda (thelaziosis nematode), 927 nucleotides long. The record is from the annotation of a GenBank genome assembly. NCBI's taxonomy places the organism in Eukaryota, Metazoa, Nematoda, Chromadorea, Rhabditida, Thelaziidae.